GAGUCACUCAUUUUGGAUAAUACUUAAAAUAAUAUUAUCUAAAGUAAAUGCGUGAAACGAACUACGCACGUUAUGACAGACUAGGCGGAUUGACAGGUGUGCGAGUGAAAAGGAAUAUCGUGUUUAUUUACGUUCGCCAGUCAAUCGCACGCGAAUCACAAUAGUCAUUACGCACAAAAGGCAAAAAUUCUCAGUGUAAUGCACUUUAUAAAAUUCUGAAGAUGUUUUGGUACCUGCCAUGGUCUGAGAGCAUCAAAAAACGUGCCUGCAGAUAUCUGCUACAGAGGUAUCUAGGCAAUUUUCUUGAAGAGAAGCUAACUCUGGAUCAGCUGAGUGUCGAUCUAUACAAUGGUACUGGAACCGUUUGCGAUGUUAGCCUUGACUGCGAGGCACUCAAUGAACUGGGAGACUCUCAGAACUGGCCCCUGGAAAUAGUUGAUGGUUACAUGCAAGAGAUAACUGUUACCAUUCCAUGGUCUACAUUGCUUAAAGAUGACUCUAUUGUUGAAGUCAAUGGACUCUCACUCACCGUGCAACCGAAAGUACGGGCUGAGCCAGUAUCGUCGAUGCUGGAGUCUAUGUGGUCGUCUAUGUCUUCCUCCAUGCAGCUGGCCGCGGAAUGUCUCAGAGAUGAAGAUGGCCCACAAGAAUCACAUCCUGUUGAAGGAAUUGAAAUGUUCGCACACGCCAUAGAUUCAAUAUUAUGCCGAGUAAAGGUUAAAUUCGUUAACACGAAAAUAAGGAUAGAACAUGUGCCAAAGAACGGCGAUCGAGGUAUAGCUCUUGAAAUCCACAUAAAAAGCAUUGACUAUUUUGAUGAGGCGGGCUCAGAGCCGACACCGGAAGUGACAGAUCCGGACAAAACAAAAACCUACAUAGUAGCAACAUACACAAACAAAAAAAUCAAAUUCGAAGGGGUCACGUUGUACACCGAUGAGUUCCCAUCGAAACUACGCACCAUGGCGCGGAGUUUGAUAAUGGAGAAGUCAGCAUCGUCUCACACCGACAAGACAGAUCCCAGUCAGACUGAAACUUCGGAAUUGAACUACCAGAGUACUGCGUCAGAUGUAUUCUAUGAAACUCGAAGUGUUAUAUCAACAAUAGAACCUGACCCGUUAGAAGAAAUACUUACUGAAGCCAAAGUGACUAUGGAAUCUAGAGAGCUUACUCCAGAAGAGAAGGUAGCUCAGCCUGAUCCAAUUCUCUUUGCGAAGUUAACCGGUCAGCAAGAGUUGGCGUUGAAGAUUAAGCAUACGGAAGAAGUGGAAGGACCGAAGGUGGAGAUUAAAAUGCUGUUGGGGUCUUUUAUAGCGUUUAUAUCGCCGAGGCAGUUGCAUACUUUAAUUGAAUUAGUGGAUGCGUUAAAUCAACCACAUUUAGAAGACACAAGCAACAUACCUCUACGUCCAAGUGGAAUGAAUAUGCAAUGCAAGCCGAUGAGACAAGCCGACUUCCAACUCAUAGAGGCUCAGCUGCUCGGAAACUUGGAGAGACAGAACAGCAGGCCGACUGGCAUGCACGGCUGGUCGGGACCUAGCUUCGAAGACAGCGAGUCCGAAAACGAGAAGUUCCACCCAAUGACCUCGGGUGGUAAUCAGAUGGGUGAGAGUUUCUCAUCAACCGUGAGCUCUAUGAGUGCCAGCAUGUCCUCCAGUAUGAACCUACCCACUGCUCAACCCAGGAUCAAAAGAAAUAAAAGAGUACCGCACAUCGACGGUGACCCGACCGCGGAGGUGUCUCACAUCAGUUUCAGAAUCGCUUCUGUGUCCUGCGUUCUUCUACACAAGGAUAUCCUUGUGCCAUCUCCCAUUGGAUCUGAUUGUAUAUCACCGAGCAGCGCCAAGAAGAUGCUAGUAGCCGCUAAAGACUUCUUCGAACACUUGCACUCAUUUCCAUUCGUAGAAGGAGACGUGUUCAGUUCGACUAAUGCUGCUAUAGACAGUGCCACGGAAAGAAAUCAUUUGAGGCUCCUAGCAUCCGAGAUAACAGUGGAUGGAAGUGAGAAAGUGACGUCACACGGCAGCCAGACCGUCUGCGAGGCGGCCAUACGGCAUCUACUGCUGAGGGAGUGCCUCUACUACCCCACCGAGGACGCGGACACCAAGCCGAGGGCCUAUGACUUGAUACGGUUUGAGUGUAAAGAAGACGAUGAUACUGCUAGUCAAAGGAGUUCAACACUCUCCUCGCGGGCCAACGUGAGAGUCAACUUCAAACAAGUAUCAAAAUACAUACGAAUAUCAGGAGAGAAGAAACUCGCCUACCCUACAACAGAUAUCGUGGUAAAAUGCACUCCAUUCUACCUGGACGUAGAGUUGACAGUGAUAGAGCGGAUGUCGGCGACGUUCUUCGGCGGGCCGCCCUCCCCGGCGAGCACGCCGGCCGCACCGGUCACGUCGCAGAACCAAUUCAACUUUACUCUACAGUGCCCCAACCUACACGCUAUACUCAGAUUCCCGAUAGCAGAUCUCCGUCCGUGCGUGAACCGUGAAACUCGUCGGGUGCGACCGGAUUACCUCGUGUUUAAGUUCGAGAACGCCACAAUUAACUGUCAGCAGGCGCCGAGCGUUCGCCCCUUGCCAACUACCGUCACCUUCAAGUCUACCACGCUGGAUUUAUAUUAUCAUGAAAAUGACAGCCUGCCUGGCACUCAUAUAGCCCGCACCACCAUGGACGAUAAUCCACAAGAGAGCGAUAUACUACGAGGGCACGUGACUUCAUCACCAUUGCCAACAAUAUCGAUAACAUUCAAGCCGCGGAACAACAACAAAGGCCCGUUCGAUGUAUUGACAGACGAACCACGCUUCGAGACGUCACACAACCCGAUGACUACAUCAAUGUACAUCAUGACCAACCUGCAUAGCUCGCAACCGAGUCCGUUUAGUGGGAAGAAAAUGGCGCACCAAAGUGUUACGAAACACGAGGGUGGGCCGAAACAAGGUCAAGAAGAAGAAAUAAUAGUGCCAGGAAGCGAAGAAGAGAUGACGGAGUUCACAAACAGCUCCAUAGACCUGUCAUCGAUACAUCUCGAGUUCAAUCUGCCCAUUCUGAGUUUGCAACUUGAAUCUAAACAACUAUACGAAAUAAUCUACAACCGCAUCAACUCAGACCUCUUGCUGUGGGAGCCUCAGAUCGUCGACCAGUAUGAGAUCAGCCCGCUAGCCUGUGGUCCCAUCAACCCUACCUUUGGCGUCUGCAAAGGCAGUGGAUAUGAUAGCGAUACGGACAGUUCAUCGUCCGAAGAAGACAAUUUAUAUUACUCGACGUAUGAAAAUAAAGUAAAAAAAGGACUGACCGCAAACAAAGUCGUGCACACUAAUAAAGAGACGCACAACUUCUGUCUCACUUUUAAAGUCGAUAAAGGCUUGCUGACCAUCUAUGCACCAGUUAGAGAUACCAACAAGCGAGUAGUGCCCGGACAAAUGGGCGAGCUGGUGCUCGAGGCUCACAGGCUGUCCAUGUGCCAGGUCAGCGGACUGCACGGGAAACCCAAGACUGCGCAGCUGUGUCUCAGAGCACUCAAUACUACACUGUACCAUGAAUCUCUAAUAACAAUCCCGGCAGACAAGCCACCACUAAGAAUGUACGGCACACUCUUACCUUCGUAUCUAAAGAGUACUAUAUACCCCUCUGGCAAGGGGAUUAUUAUAAAAGAACGCCUGCCCAAGAAGGACAUGUUCACCCUCGCACUCAAAGUGGACCCUGAUUCGGAAACACCAAAUUUAAAGACCAUCUGCAUAGCUCUCGGGAUAGAGCAAGCUACUCUCCGACACAGAGGCGAUAAGGGCAUCGCCUGGCUCACACAACUGAUGGAUGUCAUAGACGUACUCGACUACCCCGUGCCUGGGUACACCCCUUCCACAGUACUCUCUGAGUUACACGUGCAUGUGUUUGACUGCGCUAUCGAUUACCGGCCCCUAUACCUACCAAUACGAACAGUUAUAACACUGGGUAACUUCAGCGUGUCUAGCAACUUGAUAGCCGCCACCAACACGUCCUGCCUUCGAUUCCUGGCGCAGGAGUGUACCUUAUUCCUAUACCAUUUGCACAACACCAAGCCGAAUGUAGUACCGCAAGACGAUGAUAAACUACCUGAUGUGAACAAAGACUACGUGUGUGUUGUCGAUGUCGGAUUGUUCGAGUUGUCUUUGAGGAUGGAGGAUAAGACUAAUAGUUCAAACGAGCAGCCGCAGGUGGAUCUGAGCGCGUCGAACAACAUGGUGACGGUGCACACGUGCUGGGACUCGGCCAGCGCCCUGUGCCGCCUCGUCACGUACGUGGCCUGCGACGGAGACUCGCAGCCGCCCUUCGACCCCUCCUCGCGGCACACCAGCAUCUGCUCCGACCAGCCGUUGGAGACUUUAGUCGGUAUAGACGACAAGCCAAUAGAAGAAAUCCGGGAGCUGUCGCCCAGUGAAAUACAACAAGUCAACGAUCUCAUGGCGGAGGCGAUGAAAGAAAGCCCCAACACAACACUCGAUGAGGACGAACUAAACAGUUCAACAGAGAAAGAAGGCGUUGAGAUAUUCUUCUUCCCCGACGAGUCCAACAUGAAACAGAGACCAGUGGAAGGCGUGGAAGCCGACGAGCCUAAAUCCAUGGAGUCCAUGGACCAGAGCAUCACGAUAGAAGUGCCUGAGUUCAAAUCCACGAACACACAAGUCGCGAAGGAGUUAGGAGAUCCCACGGCAUCGCCUAAGUCAACGCCGCGGAAAUCUAAAAGGAAAAAGGUAAAAUCCGGAGGAGACGGCAGCAACACAGACGAUGAGUACUGCUUCGUAGAGACGCAAGGGUACAGCCAGGACAACGAUCUAGACGAGCCUACUGUGAACUGGAUGGGGCCCGGCCCGGUAUACAUGUUCGACAAUCACUUUACUGUACCAGCUGCUAGGACUGAUGUGCUGAAGGCACCUAAGAGCUUCCCUCUGCCGAUGCUAAGGUACACAUUAUGCGAAAUGAGUGUAACGUGGAACAUGUAUGGUGGGACGGAUUUCCGCACGGCCGCCGAGACCGCGUCCGCCAAGAAAACCGUCACUAUUGAAGGCGACGCGAGGAAACAAGGCUCGCCUACCGCAUCUAAACGCAGCUCGGAGUACUCGCCGUACGCGCCGUACGAGAGCAGCGCGGCGACGUACCGCGCGGGCGCCGUGCGCUGGAGCGCCACGGGCGAGCGCGCGCGCGCCGCCCCGCGCGCCGCACACGCACGCUCUCGCGGCGGGCGCCAUCGGGACCACCACACGCGCGUCAAACUCUGCUUGCACAAGGUAAAGUUUCAAUACGAGAUAUACCCGCCGGGCGGCACGCACGCGUCCCGACAGACGCUGGCCAUCAGCAAGAUCGAGGUGCUGGACCAGCUGGUGUGCAGCGACAUCAACAAGCUGCUCAGCCAGUACAAACUCAAGGACGAACCAGAGAGGAAGAACGCGCACAUGUUGAUAGUGAAAGCUGUACACCUGCGGCCGGAGCCGGCGUUGUCUGCGCAGGAGUGCUGCCUCAAGGUUUCCCUUCUGCCACUUUGGUUCAAUCUCGACCAAGACACGUUGGCCUUCCUCGUGUCAUAUUUCUCCAAGCUCGGAUCUGAUGAGACCAACGCGGACGAUGAUUCUAAAAGCGUGGGAGGUCUAUCGACGGACUCUAGCGGGUCGCGGCAGACGACGCCCACGCACCGGCCGCCGGUCAUGAGCAUCGCCAGCCAUCUGAAGGACCCCCCACCGACCCCCACUUCUUUAGGAGACGCCGAUGCUUUGUCACUCAACGAAACUGUUAUGCGCGAUGAUGAACCGUUAAUGGAGACGUAUGAAGCGGAGAGGCUAGUGUCGGAGAACUUGAUACAACUGGAGGAGGAUUUCAACAAGCUCGGCAUCCAAGAAAAACCGGCUACCAAACUGCCAGUGGACAGUGAACCUAUUGAUGACUCCCCUAUAUACUUCAGACGCGUGGUAUUCUCGCCGGAGGUACCGAUACGUUUGGACUACGUCGGUAAGCGCGUCGACUUAUCUGCCGGGCCAGUAGCUGGCCUACUAAUGGGCUUGGGCCAGCUGAACUGCUCCGAACUUACGCUCAAGCGACUUGACUACAAACUUGGUCUACUGGGACUGGAGAAACUAGUCCAUUGGGCUCUGCAUGAAUGGCUAUCCGAUAUCAAGAGACAUCAGCUGCCCGGCCUGCUUAGCGGUAUCGGGCCCAUGCAUUCACUCCUUCAACUAAUAACUGGUAUCCGCGACCUGGUGUGGCUGCCGGUGGAGCAGUGGCGGCGCGACGGGCGGCUCGUGCACGGCCUGCGGCGCGGCGCCGCCUCCUUCACCGCGCGCACCGCCGUCGCCGCGCUCGACAUCACCACGCGCCUGCUGCAUCUCAUACAGGCAACCGCGGAGACAGCGUUCGACAUGCUGACGCCAGGCCCGACGCUGCAGCUGCAGGACGCGUACGAACGACGCGAGCGGCGGCGACGGCGCCGGCGCGACCCCUCGCGACACCCCACCGACAUACGGGAGGGCGUCGCCAGCGCAUACGAGACUGUUAGGGAGGGUUUCGCGGAGACGGCGGCGACGAUGGCGCUGGCGGCGCGCUGGUCGCACGGCGUGGGCGUGCUGCGGCACCUGCCGGGCGCGGCGGUGGCGCCGCUGGCGCUGGCGGCGGCGGGCGCGGCCGACGUGCUGGGCGGCGUGCGCGCGUCGCUGGCGCCGCACACCAAGCGCCGCCGCGCCGACAAGUGGCGCGCGCCGCCCGACCCGCCCGAGCCGCCGCACCACCACCACCGCGCGGCACAUCUCGCUGCAGACGCUACCUUAGAUUAAGAUGAAUUUUAUACAUUGAUCUCCUUUUCUGUAUACCGUCUUUAUUGUCUUGAAACCAACAGCCUUAGACUUUGAAAUGUUAUAUUGGCCUAUAUAUGUGCUAUUUAGACCCAAAGUAUAUCGAUAGCUCACGUUUAUUUCGACUGCCACAAGCAAGUUUAUUUUUAAGUCCACUGAGUUUUUAUCGCUAUACUUCUACUUAAUAUAUUGCAUUGAAUUAUUCGCUUGGCAACACAGGUAAAUGUUAGUGAACAUUUCGUACAGUUGUUUCUCAGGAUGGGGUCAUAUUUCAUAUUAUUUGUGAUACCGAGGACUUAGUGAUAAUAAGGAUUUUACAUGUGAUGUAUUUUUAUACGGAGUUACAAACUUCACAAUAUUAAAUGUUUACCAACUGAUUUCCCGUGUUUAUUGAUAAAAGUUAUUUCGAUUUCAAAUGUUAUUGACAAGGAAACUACACAUACAAAUACAUGUUCUACAAAGUUGUAGAAAUAGCAUUUUCUGAUUUAAAUACUUCGGACAGAUAUAAUUUGUAAAAAAUAUAUUUAUGCUUUUUAUUAGCUUGGCGAUGUCUGCUUAGCUUAAUAAUAUCUGUUAUUUUCAAACAGCAUGGAAGAAUGGUAGAGAACUACAUAUUUGCAAAUAUUUAUAAUAGUUGCUAUGUAACUCGGUAUAUUUUUAUACUUCGAUAGUGAUAUUAGUAGAUUUAAAUUAUAUUGUAAUUCUACAGUAGGUAAGUCACUUAUAACAAUAUUGAAAAUAUUAAUAUUUUAUUUCACCAACAGUCAAUUUUAUGUUUUUUAUUAUUUCAUAGACAUAUAUGACAAGUUGAAUAAUCAUUUAUAACGAAUAUUUUUGGUAUUUAUAUUGGAUAUUCGCUCAAUUAUAUUGUGUUGGAGUGUGAUCUUUCUAAAUAACGAUAAGUAUGAAGGCAAUAAACCAACAAAGUAACACGGAUUGAAACUUUCCAAAUAAUUUGAAACAAGAACAUAGAACUAAUUACUUCAAAAACUAAUAUUUAUUGUAAUAUGCAUCGAACAGAAGCUCCGAUAUCGAAUAUCUUUAAAUGACAAUUUAUUAUCAAGUUUUAAUACUCAGAAUCGUAGCUACAAACGGAUAGUGGGGUGCGCGAGCCUCAAAAUGUAAUAAAUUCACUAAAUUUAAACACGAAUACUAAUCAUUUUGUAAUAAUUUAGCUACGACACUGUUAGUACUUUAAAAUACAUAUCAAAAUUGCAACGUUUAUUGCCAAAUGAUUAUAUUUUCGAAUAUUUUUUCAUAUAAUCUUCAAAAUACAUGGUUACUGCUCAGAAUAGAUUUAGAAAAUUUUGUAAUGCUUCUCGUUCUAAAACUGUGGUGCUUGAGUUUUAAAACAUUCUAGCAUUUUAGAGCAUUUAGUGGCUUAUCCAGUAGAUUUAUAUGAGGUGUAAAUAUUUUUACGUAAUAUUGGAAUGAUAAUCGGGUGCCAUGACACGGAACGUAAAAAUGUAAAAGAAUGCAUUGUUUUAUUUAAUUUUAUAAAAACAUGUAGCUGGUGAUGACGGAAUUGUUAUAGAUUUAAUUUAAUUUACUGAACAUACAAUUAUUCCUUUGUUUACAUUUACGUGUGUGAGUCCUAAGUUAUAUAAUAUAACGCUUUCCAUGCGACAGGGAGAACAAUUUUAUCCUUUUGAUAUUAUAAUUACAAAUAAAUGUACCAACUGCAAA
Messenger RNA from Manduca sexta (tobacco hornworm), 8498 nucleotides. Its product is annotated as autophagy-related protein 2 homolog A. Gene Ontology annotation, cellular component: extrinsic component of membrane; phagophore assembly site. Bases 222 to 6794 code for a protein of 2190 amino acids. The record is from RefSeq and is a predicted model, not a curated record. Gene Ontology annotation, biological process: reticulophagy; piecemeal microautophagy of the nucleus; autophagosome assembly. Lineage: Eukaryota; Metazoa; Arthropoda; Insecta; Lepidoptera; Sphingidae. The transcript has 38 exons. Gene Ontology annotation, molecular function: phosphatidylinositol-3-phosphate binding.